This is a messenger RNA of Anopheles merus, 997 nucleotides long. Its product is annotated as 39S ribosomal protein L30, mitochondrial-like. Lineage: Eukaryota; Metazoa; Arthropoda; Insecta; Diptera; Culicidae. The record is from RefSeq and is a predicted model, not a curated record. The transcript is spliced from 3 exons. Gene Ontology annotation, molecular function: structural constituent of ribosome. Gene Ontology annotation, cellular component: mitochondrion; large ribosomal subunit. Bases 334 to 903 code for a protein of 189 amino acids. Gene Ontology annotation, biological process: translation.
AUCGCCGCCAAUCUUUGUCGACCCCUGCCGUGGGGUGUUCCAAUCAAAGAUGCAGCAUUUGCUUGUGUAAAAUCAUACAUUUAUUACGCUGCAUUGAAGAAUUCGUACGGAAAAUAGUUAAAUUAUUUCCCGCAUCCAACAAACCAUUCCUUAUUUCCAAUUUCAUUUACCUUUCCUCCGGCCCGUUCGUUUCGAACCAUUCGAAGCUGUCAAACUGUCGUUCCCCGAAGUGACACAAAAGACACACGCUCGAAUGGCAGCAAGCGGCAGCGCACAGUGUUGUUAUGUAAAGUAAACCAUUCUCAAGCUGCUGCCGGGUGGCUUUAACGCAAGAUGCUGAAAGUGUUCCAAUCGUCGUCCACCCUGCUGGGGCAGCAGCUGAAAGCGCUGGUUUCGGUCCGACACUACGGCAAACCGAACAAAAAGUUCCUCUACAAAGAUGGCAUCCUGAAGGACCAGAUUUAUUACUACCCACGGGACAACAACCGUGAACUACCUGCGCUGGAUGGAGAACCUUCGAAACUGUUCAGCGUUCGUCGAAUGAAACCAAUCAAAGGGCUGCCGUACUGGGAAAAGCGGAUACUGCGCGGCUUGGGACUGUAUGAGAAAAAUGCGGUCGCCGUGGUAAAGAACAUCCCGGAAAAUAAUGCCCGUCUGUGGAAGGUGAAGCAUUUGGUGGAGAUACUUCCGAUCACGUACCGGUACGGCGAACCGACGGAGGCCGAUAUCGAGCGAACGUUCCUGAAGGAGGAUGGCGAGUGUGUCGUGAUACGCAAGCUAGAGGCAGCGGAGGUGACCAACACGAAACUGUCCGCUGCGGAGCAGCUUCGUCACGCCAAAGAUCGUAUGGACGGGGAAACGUUACGAAAAGAUUCUCGGCUCAAGUGGUUGAAUGCGUGGUAAGGGAGGGUGGCAGCUUAGCGGGAUGGCCCUUGGCCCGUUUGUAGGUAGUGCGGAGGAGGAUUAAGUGACGUUUAAUAUAAGGAACAUUUAAAAA